CUCACCAGCGCAAAAUUUACUCGCCCCUAUACGAGUGAUGUGCGCCCGAGGCGCGGCUGAUUAGCGUUGGCUGCCUAGAGGAUCGCCGCCGACACCCAGUUCAUCAUUCCACGACGCCAGCCGCAGAGCCUUACCCUGACCUCGUCUCCAUUUCACCCAUGACUACGUCCUGUCAUGCGACUCCCAUAUAUCGACCGUUGUUUUAUUCCUCUGUGUCUCGCCAAGCCACCAAUGUUUGAUUGCAUGUCGCCUGGAUAACCGCCAUUGGAGUUCCCUAGUGUCAAUCUAUCCAUCCGUAACACGCCGACAUGACUGGUAACGCACUGGACAAGAUGGACGAGUUCUUCGACUUUGCUGCGCUCGAGCAUGAUUCUGAGCUGCGCGCCAUCAAAGCUUCCCACCAAGAGCAGACUGUGGCCUUUCAACCUACCAACAAUGUCACCGCUACGGACUGGGCUACGGAUCCAACAGCCUCGAGCCGUUCCGUCGAUGGUACGCUGUACUGGGAUGAACCUAUGUACGAUGCUCCCCAAGUACCUGCUGUGGACCCCACAUUAGACACGCCCGCUGGAGACCCAUUACCUAUAGAAGGCCUAGAUGCUGUAGCCACGCCCUCAUUAUCGAGUGACGCCCCACAUCACGAUAUCCCCUGUGCAGGUAAUAAUAGCAUACUUGACGCAGGGGGGUUUGAAUCUUCUCCGUCUUUGGACGAACAAUCGGCAGCCCAGGCCAACACUUCUCCUGAACUGGCAACCUUGCCUACCGUCUCUACCGCGCCAACCCAGCAAACCCCUGGCGGCAGCUGGAAGCCUGCUUCAGCGAAACGCAAAGGUCCCCAAGGCCGCAUCCCUGUCGAGGCCAAGCAGAUCCUAGAAGAGGAGUUUGCUGCCAAUGCCUAUCCUUGCUCAUGGGAAAUGGACAUUAUUGCCCACCAAGCCAAUCUUGACGUUAAGAAAGUCCGCAAUUGGUUUAACAAUACUCGAUCAAGAAAGAAAUAUCAAGAUGCACCAACCUCCAUGCGAGAUGGCCCGGCAUCUGGAAAGCAUGCGUUGAACGCACGACUUUCAAAAGAUAGCCUGGAAAGCUUGGAUAUGCAAGUAGAGAGCGUACAGCCACCACAACCGCCACUGGCUCUAUACCUUGCUCAGUCUUACCAAGAGGAGGGUCUGGCUUUAUCUACAGUGCAAGCCGCAAUUGAUGAGCACUCGGUCAGUGGGAGCUGCCAGGACGAUGAAAUGUCGACAUCGAGGCAAGGCCGAAGAGGCUCCGUCAUCACAUCCGUUGCUUCAUCAGAAGGCACUGCACCAACCAUCUAUACAGUGUCGUCUAGCGGAAGUCGUAGUAACAUUUCGUCGUUUGGUCGAGACCGGAGGCGUGGCAGACGCCGCAUGGCAUGGAAGGAGUCGCCUCGCCAGGCUAUAAACGGCGUCAACAGCGCAGGCGAGCCACAGAAGGAUCUGCCCUUCUUCUGCACUUUCUGUCCCCGAGCAUUCAAAACAAAGUACGAGUGGAUCCGCCACGAAGACUCGGUACACGCGCUGCGAACUACCUGGAUAUGUUGCGACACAAAAUCAAACGCAGUUCUCCAAGCAUGUCCGUUUUGUGGGCAGGCUCAGCCCGACGAUGCACAUCUGGCCGGACACAGAUACCAGCAGUGUCGAAGCAAGCCUGAAUCCCAACGAACUUUUUAUCGCCGCGACCACUUCAUUCAGCAUCUGCAUCAUGUACACUUUGGCAACAGCAAACAUCCAUCGGUGCGGGUUGGAUGCCAGGCGCGAUUACUGGCUGCUGAAGGGCACAACUUUGGCUGCAAGGAUCUCACCAUGAAGUGGCGUCGCUUUGGUGCACCUAUGAAGCGUGACGAUCCUAUGCUCCACUGUGGCUUCUGCGGUAAGAAGUCAACCGAUUGGUCUGAGAGAUGUGAGCACGUUGCCGAGCAUCUCAUCUCGCGUGAACUCAAUCGUGCUGUUUGGUGGACCGAACGCAAAGAGAACCACCUGGAGAAUCUUUACACUGCGUCGCCCUACGAAUCCUUCCGUUGCCGGUACUGCCACAAGGUGUUUACCGAUGUCAAAGAAAUGAUUGAGCACUCGCAUUGCCGCGUCUGGAGCUGCCGGUUCCUGCGCAGCUUCGACGACGUCGCUGCCGACAUUGCCGGGCCUGCUUUAAGCGCAGAAUACACUUCUUCAAAGCCACACCACUGCCACUUGUGCGGCGCGGGAUACCGCACAUUCCACGUAGAACACGCACAGGACCAGCAUCGGUACCGCUCAUGUAACCAGGAAUUCUACACCUCGGAAGACGCCUUUCUCCAGCACCUGCACAACUUCCACGGCGCGUCUCAGCCCGCGCUGCUCCGUGGAAACGGCGUCAUCGAGCAGAGCUUCAUGCGCAACAAGGGCGGUUCCUUCGAGCCCGUCGAGUUCAACGAGAGCCGCCAGCCCUGCGUCAUGGACCUCGACGUCGCAUCCGUAAACCCCUUUGUAGCUCCCGACACCGCUCGCCCUGCCCUCGCCGUCCCCCCCAAAAAACCACACACGAAAUCGCUUUCGGUACCUAAAAAACCCCGCGACACAGCUCACCCGUAUGGCCCCGCACCCCAGAAAACAACACAUCGACAGCGCUCCGACACCGCUGCGUCAAAAGCUGAAAGCAGCACUCCGCGCUUCUUCCGCCUUGAUACGCUUCUGCCCUUUAGAGCCUCUCGUGUUUUCUACUCGCGCCACGCCAGAGUCGCGGGUCUACCCAGAGACUCGCACGCUGUGCUCGAGGAAAUGCAAAAGCCGCAUGUUGCUACGCUGGCCAUGAGCGCAGGCCUCGUCGGCAUGGCGGCUGUGCGGUGGACCAUCCGUCCAGAGAGAGAUGUAGCAAGUGGAUUGGUGGAACUGAGUCUUGAUGCCGAGCUGGAUUCCGAGUGAUGCGCUGGUAGGUGUAGUGGUAAUGGUAAUGUGAGGGUAUCAAUAUAUAUAGUAUAGUAUUGAAGGUCUGGUAUAUCGCUACACCGCGUGUGUCAUAUCCCUGCUGUGGGGAUUCUUGAUGCAACGGCACUUGUUGGAUUUCACGGGGUAGGACAGGGUAAUGGUUCCAUAUGCUGGGUUAUGUAGGAAAACUAGAUGCUGCUGCUGCUGCUUCUUUGGCGGCUGGUCUGCCAAAG
Messenger RNA from Exserohilum turcica Et28A, 3154 nucleotides. RefSeq lists its product as uncharacterized. Gene Ontology annotation, biological process: regulation of DNA-templated transcription. NCBI's taxonomy places the organism in Eukaryota, Fungi, Ascomycota, Dothideomycetes, Pleosporales, Pleosporaceae. Gene Ontology annotation, molecular function: DNA-binding transcription factor activity, RNA polymerase II-specific; DNA binding. The record is from RefSeq and is a predicted model, not a curated record. The coding region runs from base 309 to 2918 and encodes 869 amino acids. The transcript has 3 exons.